AUGUCGUUCUGUGGCGACGAGGGAUGGGGUAUUUUCAGCGAAAGACGUCCUAUGGAUUUCACGCUCUGUUUCCAGGACAGCGUGUUGACUGUAGUCCCUAAUAUAACUCUUCUGGUUGUUCUAUCGCCGCGCUUACACAAGGUCCUUGGCAAGGGUCGCCUAAAAGGAGUCAAAGGCACCAUUGCCUUCUAUGUUAAGUUUCUGAUGGUCCUGACUGCCAUUGCCAUCCAGAUUGCCUUGCUGACCAAGGUUAAAGAUAAUUAUCGGCCGUCAAGUCUCUUGAGCACAAUCAUAUACUUGCCUGCACUGGUCGGCGCUGCUUUCCUACAUUGGCACGAACAUUUCAAUAUGGCCAACCCUUCAGCAGUCCUGCUCCUCUUCUGGUUCUUUACCAUGCUGAUGUCCAUCUUCCCUUCGCGGUCAUGGAUCCAAGAGUCCACAGAAGGCCUCUCCACACCUGCACCUUUACUUAAGCUCCUGUUUUCCAUCGUCUCGGGCCUUAUCUUUAUCCUCGAAAACAUUCCUAAACGCGAUCGCAAAUCCCUCAUCCGAGCCAAUGCGAUCGUGGUGCCUCAGAAAAACCCGUCGCCAGAACCCUAUUCAAGCUUCUUUGCUCGUAUCACAUUUUUCUGGUUGCUACCUUUGCUCCGGAAGGGCAAAAAGAGUACACUCAAGAUGGAUGAUCUUUGGAGCGUCCACCCAAAGCUCCUUAGUUACCCUCUGUACUUGACUACCAAGGCCCGUAUGGACGCUGAUGAAGCCAUUGCUCAACACAAGAUCAAGGAGCAGCAAGCCGCAAUUGAUACUGCAGAAAAGACCGGCGCUACCUCUCCUAAGAAAAUUGCUAGGAAGGAUAGCAAAAACAUUAAGAAAGGUCAAAUUAACUUGAUGGGGGCAGUGCUUCAUACUGUAGGGUAUAGCUUUCUAGCGGCAGUAGCACCAAGGGUCCUAUUCAUUGCUACGUUGUACGUCCGCCCCAUCUUAUUUAAUCAAUUGAUUACAUUCAUCACCAGCUACUCGGAUAUAUCCAGGAUCCAGGGCGAAAAGCCUCAAGAACCUUGGGUUGGAUUCGGCCUCGUGAUUGCUAUCUUUUCUGCAGGUGUCCUCUCCUCUUUGUUUGAUGGUCAGUUCAAAAAUAUCUGCUAUAACGCCUCGCUCAAGGCUCGCGGAGUUUUUGUCAAUUUGAUUUACCGCAAGGCCCUUCGCUUGAGCACCACGAACAAGCAAGAAGGCAUGGGUGCGAUCGUAAACCAUAUGAGCACGGAUGUCGAUAAGGUCGUCAGUUUCUUUGAAUUCGCUCACCUCACCUGGAGCUCUAUUGUCGAGGUAGUGAUCACGUUCGUCUUGCUCUACGCUCAAAUCCGCUAUGCUAUCUUUGCUAGUAUCAGUGUUGUCAUCGUGAUUGUCAGUAUCGCUGGUGUUUUCUCACCCACAGUCAGCAGACUUCAGAAGCAGAUGAUGCAGUUCUCAGAUGAGCGUAUGAAGUUGAUCACUGAGUUAGUCAACUAUAUCAAGCCUAUCAAGUUAUAUGCUUGGGAGUCUUAUUUCUCCAACAAGAUUUCUAAAGUCCGUGUUAAUCAACUCAACAAACUCCGUGGCUUCUUUGGAGUCAUAUCAGUGGUUGCAACGUUUUUAAACAUGAUCGUACCAUUUUCUAUUUUUGCAGCCUUGACAGUCUAUUCUUCGUUUAUUGCGACAGAGCAGGAACCCCUGGAUGUGAGGAGGAUCUUUACGGCUAUCACAUUGAUUAUGAUGUUGGAUGAGCCAAUCGGGGCCAUUAACACAUCGUUAUCGGCCUUAGUCAGUGGAAUUGUCGCCUACAAGCGCCUUCACAACUUCCUGAACUCUGAGGAGGUGGAUGGAGAUAACGUCCAUAGAAACCCAGACAAGAACGCAUCCGAGUUUGCAUAUGAAAUAGAGAGCGGAACCUUUGGGUGGUACACGCCUGAGGCGAUUCAGGCAGCGACUGAAAGGAAAGAGAAGGAGAAGGCAGAGGCGGAGUCAAAGGCUGUCAAGAACAAUAGUAAGAGCAAGAAAGCGAAGAACAACUACAAAAGUGAGGGUAAAUUUGAUGAAACCAGUGAGAAAAAGAGGAAAGAAAGGUUCUCGGAAGACAAAACAGGUGUAGACCCCGUAGCCAGCUCCGACGAAGAGAAAGACACUACCAAAGUUGGGCCAACAGCGCAAACUUCGGAGGUUGAUAAGACAGACGAAGAAAAGCGGGACAGUAUGGGGCCUGUUCUCCAUAAUAUCAAUCUCAAGAUCCGACGCGGUGCCUUGACGGCUGUGGUAGGCCGUGUUGGAGAAGGCAAAUCUUCAUUAGUAGGAGCGUUCUUAGGAGAAAUGCACAAGUAUUCUGGAACGGUUCGCUCUUUUGGGUCUUUGGCCUAUGUGGCUCAAUCUGCUUGGAUCCUGAACGAUACCGUCCGUAACAAUAUUUUAUUUGGACGACCAUUUGAGAAAGAAAAAUACUUGAACACAAUCCGUGCAUGUGCCUUGGUCCCAGAUUUCAAGAUGCUUGUAAAGGGUGACAGAACUGUCAUUGGUGAAAAGCAGCGGAUCUCUAUUGCCCGUGCAGUAUAUGCAGAUGCAGAUGUUUAUAUCCUUGAUGACCCUCUCUCAGCGGUUGAUGCCCACGUAGACCAGCAUAUUUUCGAAAAGGCUCUGGCAACCAUCCUCGCCAAGAAGACGCGUAUCCUUGUCACCAACGGCGUGAACCACCUUCAAGAUGUAGACCAGAUUGUCGUUAUCAGAAAAGGAGUCAUCUCACAGGAUGGGCUUUACCAAGACUUAAUCCAAGACGAGCAAGGAGAUUUGUUUCGAUUGAUUCAGGAGAGCAAGGUCGUUGCUCCUAAACAACGUAAUGAAUUAGAAAACGCAUCAGCUGAUAUUGAUGCCGGCAUCGAAACACUCGACAUUUCCAAGGAUGAUUUUGAUACAGCCAUAGGAGAGGAAGGCAGUGAUAUCUCUUUGAGUGGGGAUUUGGGUAGUGAUGACAGCAAAAUCAGUAAGAACGAUAUACAGCCUAUAAAUGAGAAGGGCAUUGGCAAAGAUGAUAACCCCCGUACAAGGCCCAUACUCAAGCGCGCCAAGUCCUCAAAAGCCAAAGAUGGUGAUCGCCUUGAGCUGAUUGAUGACAAGGAUCAUGUGGAUGAUAUCGACGACGAAGUGAUCGCUCAAGGGCGUGUUGGUUGGCCUGUCUACAAGUUCUACAUUUCCACACUGGGUACCGUAGCCUUGGUUUUGUUCCUCAUUGUCUGUUUGACAUUCCUCGCUGCUGAGAUGGGGACUCAAAUCUGGCUCGAGAGAUGGGGUGAUGAAAAUGCGCGUGUUGCUGCUCUGAAUAUUGAACCACCACACACAACUAACUAUUGGACCAUGACCUACCUUGCAUGGAUUCUUUGUUCCGCAGUGACGUUGGGGCUUUCCAUCGCCACUUCCUUGCUGGUAAUGGCUCGCAAAGCAUCUAAAAAGCUGCAUGUAGCCAUGUUGGGUCCUUUGAUUCGAUCGCCUAUGAGUUUUUUUGAUGUCACGUCCUCUGGAAAGAUUGUGAACCGGUUCUCACAUGACAUCAAUUCUGUAGAUUUUGAAUUGCCUCUACAGUUCUUAAACUUGAUGUUCAUUGUCUUUAGCACCAUUACGACGUUUGGAUACUGCAUCGUGGCCACACCAUACUUUGCGAUCAUUAUGCUCCCAUUAGCCCUUGCAUAUUACUGGUUAGGAGGGUUCUUCUUGGUUUCAUCUCGGGAACUUAAGCGAUUGGAUUCAGCAGCACACUCACCCAUGUACGCUCAUUUUGGUGAGACAUUGUCGGGACUAGUCACCAUCCGUGCAUUCCAUGACUCGCAACGGUUCGCUAUCCAGGCCACAACAUUGUUGGAUCGCUCUCAGCAGACUGCCUACUUGGCCAAUGCAACCACACGAUGGCUCCACAUCAUGUUAGAUGGAUUGAGCGUCCUUAUUCUCACAAUCGUAGGACUUUUAGCUGUCAUUCAACGCGACACCGUUAACUUGGGCUUCUUCUCGAUUGUCCUCUCUCAGAUUGGAAGCCUGACCAUGACUAUGAACCGUCUACUCACUGUCAUCUGUAUGCUUGAGACCUCGAUUGUCUCGGUCGAACGCGUGCGUGAGUACUCUCAACUCACACCUGAGGCCCGUGAUGUGAUCCCAGACUCUAAGACUGAUGAAGCUUGGCCCCAACACGGUAAGGUCACAUUCAAGAAUUAUAGUACUCGUUACCGCGAAGGGUUAGACUUGGUCCUCAAAGAAGUUGAUCUCACAAUCAAGGGCGGUGAACGUGUUGGAAUUGUGGGCCGCACAGGUGCCGGUAAAUCUAGUGUCACGUUAGCGCUGUUCCGUAUCAUUGAAGCAGCUCAAGGCUCCAUUCAAGUGGAUGGGGUCGAUAUUUCGACCCUAGGCCUUCACGAGCUCCGAUCAAGACUGACGAUCAUCCCACAAGAUCCUUUCUUAUUUGGGGACUCUAUCCGGCUAAACCUGGAUCCCUAUGACCGCCAUACAGAUAGCGAAAUCUGGGCUGCCUUAGAAUCAGCUUCAUUGAAAUCCUACAUCCAAACAUUGCCUAAUGGACUUGACAGCACAAUUGAGAACGGAGGUGAGAACAUGUCACUGGGCCAACGACAACUCAUGUCGCUAGCCCGAGCCAUGUUGGCCAAAAAUACAAGAUUACUCUGUUUGGAUGAAGCGACUGCAGCGAUCGAUAUCGAGACUGACAAUGCGAUCCAGCGAGCGCUACGCCGUGAAUUUUCUGGAUGUACCGUUCUGACGAUCGCACACAGAAUUAAUACAAUCAUGGAUAGUGAUCGAAUCUUGGUGCUAGAGAAAGGCCGCGUUGCAGAGUUUGAUACCCCUUCCAACUUGCUACAAAACAAGGACAGCAUCUUUUAUAGCCUCGCGACUCAAAGCGGUAACGCUUAA
Lobosporangium transversale is the source of this 4935-nucleotide messenger RNA. RefSeq lists its product as hypothetical. Gene Ontology annotation, cellular component: membrane. Gene Ontology annotation, biological process: transmembrane transport. Gene Ontology annotation, molecular function: ATP hydrolysis activity; ABC-type transporter activity; ATP binding. The record is from RefSeq and is a predicted model, not a curated record. The coding region runs from base 1 to 4935 and encodes 1644 amino acids. The transcript has 4 exons. NCBI's taxonomy places the organism in Eukaryota, Fungi, Mortierellomycota, Mortierellomycetes, Mortierellales, Mortierellaceae.